Messenger RNA from Onychostruthus taczanowskii (white-rumped snowfinch), 5245 nucleotides. RefSeq names its product collagen alpha-1(I) chain-like. Lineage: Eukaryota; Metazoa; Chordata; Aves; Passeriformes; Passeridae. The coding region runs from base 4 to 1050 and encodes 348 amino acids. The record is from RefSeq and is a predicted model, not a curated record. The transcript has a single exon.
CCGAUGCUACCGACGCUCCCCCCUUUUCCCAAGCACCGGGAGUCCCCCCCCGCGCCGCCGGUGGGGGUCGGGCGCGCUCGCUGCGGUGGCGGGGACGCCUCCUCGCCGUCGCCAAGGCACCGGCUGCCCCCUCCCAACCCGCCCUCCCGGCCCCCCCCACUCCGACGCCGCCCGGGCGACCGUGGCUUUAGAUUGUUACUGUGCCGCUGGGGGGGUAACAGUCUACAGCCAUGGUCGCCGGGACAGGCGGACUCGCACCGCGGGCAGCACCGGCUCCCCCCACUCGCCCACCCCCGGGGGUCCCCGAGGCGGCGGGGGCGGGGGUCCCGUCGGGGGCGGCCCGCCUCCCGGGGCAGUAGGAGCUCACAUGCAGGAUGCAGCUCACCGCACAUCAACUCUUACUGUUCGGGGGGGCGGGCGCCGAGCGGCUCCUCCUCGGGCAGCGGGAACGAUGGGGACCCCCUCCUCGGAUCCCCCAUCCUGGCCCCCGCCCCGCAGCCCCUCACCUGCCCUCCCGGCGGGGACCCGGAGCCCCUCGGGGACCGUCCCCGCCGGGCUCGUCCCGCCGCAUCUGUCCGCUCGGCAGCCGGGGUCCCGUCCCCCCGUCCCGUGUCCCCCCGGCUCGCCGCCGGUGCGCGGGGGGACCGCGGGCCGCUCGCGGAGGCCGCGCCGGGAGGGUCCGGGCGGCGGGGGCGAGCUCCGGGCGCCGGGAAGGGUGGGGAGGGCCGGGAAGCCCGGCCCUGCCGGCGGCUCCCGACGCCCAGCCCCGGCAAGAGACUCCCGACAAAAUGGCGAAGCGGGGCCGGGCUCAUUGUGCGGCGGGGCCGGGGCGGGGGCGGCCGGGGGCGGUCGCAGGUUGCACAACCCGCCCGGCGCGGCCAGGAGAUUCCUGAGCGGCGAAGUCAGAGCGGCCCGGCCUGCCCCGGCACCGGGCACCGGGCCUCCAGCAGCCGGCGGCGACCGGUGCUGGCCGGGCAGGGCUCCUCGUGGGGGGCACCGGGGACGCACGGCCCUGGAGGCGGAGAGAGGGGGCUGGAAGGGCUGUGGUGACCACAGAGCCGGAGGGGAGGGAGGUACCUCAUCCCAUGGGGACACCGGGGAUGUAGGGUCAGGCCCAAAAGGGUGAGGGUGGCAGUGGCAAGAGGGACAGGAAGAGUCCCUGAGAAAGAACUUUCAGUCCUGGGAUGCUGCAGCACAGGGCUCUUGCAGGUGUCCCACCUAGACUGAGUUAGGGUCACGCAGGGUCCCCUGGUCACACUCUCCCUCUCCAAAGCAGCCCCAUUUGGAUCCCUCACCCAUCCAUGGGGUCAUGCUGCUCACCUGGCAGCUCUGCCCUCACCCAGACAGGCAUGGCCACCACCCGGCCCCCAGGGGCCAGCAGGGCCACAGUGGGACACAGGAGCUGCAGGCAGGGGAGGAUCAGAGGUAGCAGGUCCCUGCUGUGCCCUGCUGUGUCUCUUGCUUGUUCCCUUUGACUCCUGCUUUUCCCCUCACUGCCAUUGGUGAGGGGACAAGCACCUCACACCCUCAGGAUGGGGAUUUUCGGGCAGUCCUACCAGCACUCAGGUAAAACCACAGCUACGUCCAGCACAUCCAUGCAGCAAAGUUGCCACUGCUACAAACCCCACCCUCCAUCCUCUGGGAAACACCUCCUUGUUUACACCCCAUCAACAGCAUCACAGUGAGGUCCAGGCCACGGUGACAUCAGUGUCCCUUCCAGGGUACCCCUGGGUGAGGGGACAUGUCCCAUGGCCAGUGCUGUGGCCCCUUGGACCCCACUCUCCAGCCCGGGAACGUUCCAGCUGCAUUGUUGUUUUGAAGGCCAAGUCUCUCCCGCUGACACCCUGGAAUCAGUUUUUCUUCCAGAGUCCUUAAAAAUAUCCUGGAUUCCUGACACCAGGACUUGUCUUCCAACGGCGCUUCCAAGCCGCUGGGCCUGGGGCCAGCCGCCAGCGCCAGGGGACAGAGGCUGUCCAGCUCCCGUGCUCCUCCUCAGCACAGAGAUCGCCGGGAAGGAAUGUGGUGCCAAGGAGGAUCACAGCCCCUGCCACGGCCUCUUCCAUGGUGGAUUGGUGCUCAGCAGGGCACAGGCAUGGCACAAACACUGCCUGACCUCAGCAACGCAUCCAGUGGCUUCAGAGCGUGUCCCGGUGCACGGCCAGGAGGGUGGGAAGGGUCUUCCUGGCACCUCCAAGCCAUGACCCUACAGAGCCCAGCAGCUGAGGACAGGGGUGGACACUGCCUCAGCGAAGGUCCCAAGGGACUCUCCCGGAUGGGAUUUCCCUGUGCAUCCCUGGGAAAGCACGUGGCCCCAGAAAACUUCUUAGACCAACCUGUCACCCACUCCUGGCUUUGCCAAGUGGCAUCCUGGAACCGUAGGAAUUUAGGGUGGGCCUGGGGGGGCUGAGCCAGCAAAGCUGGGGGGGCUGCAGGAAGAGGUGCUGCUGUUGCCCCCCCAAAGGCCAGGCAGGUGCCCACCAGCCCCACAUGCUGUUGCUGCCAUCUGACAGCACUUGGCGAAACGGCCUUUUGUGAUUCAGCCGUGUUUAUCCCAGCCUGCAGCCCGGCCCAGCGUGGGUUUCCAUGGAAAACUUCCAUCCAAAACAAGGAGAGAGAAGGAGCUACAGCAGGAGUGACUCAGCCACAACUGGAAGCUUCUGCGAGUGAAGCAGGGAAGGGGGGGCUGUUCCCUACAGCUUGGUCCUGCUCCAGCAGCGGGGCCCCAGCAUGGUCCCAGCUGUCCCCUGCCCGUGCCACUGCCACUUCACAGGCAGGACCGUGGCAGGUUUGGGGAAGCCUCGCUGUAAAACCAUCUGGGAAACACAUCAUCCUCCAGGAGAGCCCCCUCCCCAUGCCUCUGGCAGGUCCUGCCAGCAGGGACUGAGGAGGAAGAGCAUGAGAUGAGUAAGGCUCAAACCCUGGCAGGAGCCGCACCUGAGGUCUCUUUUUCCAGCGCUGCCCACAGCAACCCCACCCAUGCCCAGUGUGCCCAAGUGGGUGGCUGGCAGGGUGGGCAGUGGCAGUGAACUCGAGGUGGCAGUGGCACAGAGGGAAGGGGUGAGGAGAGCUGGGGAGAAGUGGGAAAACAGCCAGGAAUUUGCAGGCAAGCAGCAGAAGCAGCAGCACCAGCAGCACCGGCGGUGUCUCUGCUCCUGCCGGGCUCCUCCUGCCCUCCCCGGGACACUGGGACAGGGCUGGGGGCUCUGCUCACCCAGGGAAGGGGCAGCAAAGCUCUGCCUGGCUGAGCCCUGGACUCCAUGCCCACGGCAGGCUCCUCACAAGCAGGGCCCCAGCCAGGGUCCUUCCUGUCCCUGAGGUCACACAGGUGGCUCCAGUGGCUGCACUGGGAUAUGGAAAGGCACAUCUGGGGACAGGGAUGACAACACCCAGGCUUCUGCUGCUGCCACUGGUGAUUGUCCCCAGGCCCUCUUGUCUCAGGCAAGUGGCACAGCUGCCACCCAGAUCCCGGGCUCACUCCAUCACCCCCCUGCUCAACCACAGCAACUGGCCCACGCUGUUUUGGGGGAAAAAACAACUCCCCUGGGUCACGCUGGGUGAUGGAAAAGGGAACUCCCCAGCACGAAGCUGAGUGAGGGGUGGGAGGACUCAGCCAGUCUUGUCUCCAGGCUCACCUCUGCGGGCAGCCAAGUUCUGUGGCUGCAUCCCAAGAACAGACCUGGAUCUGCGAGAGAGGCAGGGGCCAGCCCGAGGGCAUCUCGCCAGGAAAGGAGGGAGAGGGCAGGAUUCCCAUGGCAAACCCCUCCGAGCCGCUUCCCUCCUCCCACCACACCGGGACCAAGCAGGACCUCCCUCCGCUGCUCGCACAGGCACCUCCUGCGAACAAAGGUCGCGUUUAUCUCUUUUUAUUAAUUUAUUUAAACCGCUACAGCAGACACCCGACAGGAGCCAUCUUUAUGCAGACCCCGGGAAAGGGGCAGGAACGGCAGCUCGGGUCACCCAUCCCUCCCCGAGCCACCCAGGGAGCUGCCUGCAGAGCCGGGACCGUGCUGCUCACUCACCGCACCCGGGGCUUCCUCCCGUUCCUUCCCCGUGCCCGGGAGCUCCGGGGCCGCAGUGCGGGCGGGCGGCCAUGGCUGCGGUGCCUCCCCCGCACCGGGAAAGCACCGGGAGCUCGGCCACAACCGAACACCCCCGGGGCUGCGAGCGCCGCCGCUGCCGUCCCUGCGCGGCGGAGGGGGCACAAGCUGCGCUGCGUUGUCACACCGGUCGCUGUGCUCGGCCACAGCUGCAGCCCCAAAAACCCAGCCCGUGGUUUUUGGGACCCCGCGCCCCCGCAGCAGCUGUGACACAGCCCACGUGAAGUGGCACAGACGGCCAGCAGUGCCCGAGCCCCCCCAGCCCCGCAGGGGAAACAGCCACAUCCUCCUGCCAGCAGCAGCACCGCGCCGCAGACCGGGGCAAAGCCGCGAUGGGCGGAGAGCUGCUCACUCCUGCGGCGCUGCUUUCACCCCUGGCACUGCCAGGCCCGCUCCCAGCUCAGCACAGGGAGGGUUUCUGCAGCACAGCGUCCUGCGGCCUUGCAGAGCUGACAUUGCACUGCCCUGCUGCUCAAGCAGGGGGGAAAUUCACUUUUUUUCAUCCCAUUUCCCUCUUUCACCAGCUCUACAUCCCCAAGGAAAGCCAUGGUUAGAGAAGUUCUCCUAGCACUCCUCUCCUGAGACUGGUGCCCAGCGCUGAGCUGGGCAGAAACUGAGCAGGACACCUGCAACUGUUACAGCAAUAAAGAUUUUCCUGUGCUUCUGGAUAAUACAGAGCCACAAACAAGCUUUUCUUGUUCAUGGAGGCACUUUGUACAAGGAAGAUUCAACACACGCACACUGAGCCAGCAGGCAUUUAAUUCCUGAAACAAACACCAGCCCUGGCACUGCCAAGGAUGAGAGAGUUUUGCAGGCCCAGACCAGCUGGAAGCUUGGCUUAACAGGUAUUAAAAACCACGAGGUUUUGGGGUGUAAAACUGCAAGAGCUCUGUGCUCUGCAGACACUUCCUGUGGCUGAGCUGAGGAACUCUCUUUUUGAGCAGGUGUUUGAGUCUCUGAAAGCACCUUUCCCACAGAGCAGUGUCACUCUCCUGCCCUCAACCCCCUCACUGUCACACCCCCACACCCAUGUGUUACAUGUCAUAUACAUUAUAUAUAACUUUAUAUGCAUACAUAUAUAUAUAUAUACACAUAUAUUUUAUACUGAUGUAUGCAACAAAGCUGAAAAAAAGGGAGAUAAAGAACCA